AUGUCCAAACGCCCAAGACACAUUGCUUGCCGCACUUGCCGGGAACGCAAGAUUCGCUGUGAUGGACAGCAGCCAUGCUCGAGAUGCGCCGGACAGUCGCAGUCGUGUGUCUAUACAACUCCGUCGAGCUCAGAUGCCGGAACUUCCGACCUCACACAGCAGCUUCAGAUGAUGAACGACCGUCUCAGAAGAGCAGAAGCCCAGCUGGCAAACCAAGCAUGCUGGGCCAUUACUGAAGACCCCCUUGCUACCCCAGGCACUUACCCUUAUACCAGUUGGCCUACCAAUACCAUCCAGAGCCCCAUUCCCCUCAGCCCAUCUUCUUACAUGGCACUGCCAAUUGACAUGGAAUCCCCGCAGCCCGAAUGGGCUUUGGAUACCUUUGCUGGGCUUCCUCCCGUCACACAGCCUUCAUCUGGCUCAUCUACAUCCUCGUCUUUUUCCAUUCCUCACUCAAAUUACGAAGAUCGUAUACUUUCACCGCAAAACAUGCUAAAACUCCAAGAAGCAUUCUUUCAAUCACACAGUCACCUCUUCCCAAUGCUGGAUCAAUGGCGGCACCUAGCUAAUCCUAUGGUGAUUCAGUCAGAGCCGUGGAAGAGCAGUAUCUACUAUGCCAUUUGCACCCAUGGGGCUUUGGUGUCGGGCAAUCCUUCCCUCGAGGAAGCUUGCUACCACCGCGCACGAAGAGAACUUGAGCUAUCAGACAUGGGCGGGCCUGGAAGCCAGUUCUUCAAGAUCGAAACUCUACAGGCCUCGCUGCUAAUAGCCCUGUACGAGUUCAGACGGUCAUACCUACCACGGGCGUGGAUCUCACAUGCCAGAUGUACCCGGCUGGUCCAGCUGCUGGGCUUGCAAAAGCUUGAUCGAGUCUGUGCGCCGGAAGAAGACGAGGUAGAGCUGGAAGAGAAGAGACUCACAUUCUGGGCUACCUAUGUCUUUGACUGCCUGAUCAAUAUAUCCUUUGGAGGCUCCCUGGCCUUUUCGGAGCGUGAGAUCUCUACUCGUCUUCCAAGAUAUAUUCACCAAAGCUCAGACAUACUUCCCCCCCAACAAACUUUCACCCUAAGCCAUCUCUUACAGUCCCCUGAUCUAUCCCCCAUGACCCCAUAUAUGGCUACCAUCAUCAUUGUUACGACAUGGGCUAAGACCCUUAAACAUGCUCGGGAUGCAGACAGCUUUGAACUAGAUGACCAGAAUCGACACCAGUUCUGGUCCAGCCACCAGGCGCUUGACGCUACUAUAAACAGGGUAGAAGCCUGUCUUGGUGACCUCACUCAGUUCACUCUGCUUGCAGAUCCCACUGUUUCUUUCUUAAACGCCGCUAGACAUGCUGCCGCAAUUUCACUUUAUCAGACAGCCAUCACCGCAGCCGUACCAGCCCGGCUGCCAGUAGCCCUGAUUGAAUCCUGGCAACUGAGGUGCCAGAACUCAGCGAUGGAAAUCAUAACACUUUCAGGGGUAAUGCUUGAAGGAAAUUUACUCCAUAACAUCAAGCAUUUUAACCCCUUUAUCUUUUUAUCUAUAUAUACUGCUUGUGCAUACCUGGCUCGAGUCAUCCGAACAGGCAGCCCGGACUCCAGAAUCCUAGACCCUAUUGAAUCUAUCCUCAGAUCUUUUAAUCGAACUGAGAUAAAGACCGCUAAUCCGACUCUCGAUGUUUUUCUACCACGCAUCUUCAAAGACAUUGAAAAUACCCGGACGUUUCCCGAGCCAAUGAUAGACCCGUCUCUCUGGCUAUUGAACCCAGGGGAAUGAAAAAAAUAACUCAACGUCUAUUGAUAUUUAUAUUUAAUGUUAAAUGUUUUACGACUUACUUUAUGCAUAACGAUACUUGCACACAGAACGGCUUCACCCUACCCUUUUUCUCUUAGUAUCAUGACGAUUUCUCUAUUUCUGCCCUUGCCAUCCUGCCCGGUUUCUCACCGUCGUUCCUUUUUUAAUUACUCCCUUCCCACUCCUUACUCCUCUGUUUUAUUUUAUUUGAAGCUUGUAAUGUGAUAGACAGGCACUCAGUUGGCGGGUUAUGAGAGGGCGGCGUGUUUUUAGACUUGUAUCUUCCUUUUUGACUCCAAAUCUGGAGAUUGAUGCUAUGAUUCUUUCAGUUUACCCCUGACGUCCAACUGGCUAGCCAGCCAGUGAUGGUGUUGAAAAGCGUCUUGUAGGAUUCUUUGAUUGCAAGCAGUCGACUGUUUCGUGAUUGCUAUGUACCAAGUGUUCAAUUAGCUAGUGUCUAACUGAAAUAUGACUCUAGUAGAGACAUUGAUACUGUCUUGCAUCCUUCUUCUAGGAGUUGUCCACACUUGAAACAAGUUAGUUAACUGGUUAACUAGUUAAUAGCCAAAGACAGCGGCGCCAAUUUGUGAACUCACCACC
Messenger RNA from Trichophyton rubrum CBS 118892, 2376 nucleotides. RefSeq lists its product as uncharacterized. Gene Ontology annotation, cellular component: nucleus. The transcript has 5 exons. Gene Ontology annotation, molecular function: zinc ion binding; DNA binding; DNA-binding transcription factor activity, RNA polymerase II-specific. Lineage: Eukaryota; Fungi; Ascomycota; Eurotiomycetes; Onygenales; Arthrodermataceae. Bases 1 to 1758 code for a protein of 585 amino acids. The record is from RefSeq and is a predicted model, not a curated record. Gene Ontology annotation, biological process: regulation of DNA-templated transcription; DNA-templated transcription.